GUUGGAUUUGUCAAUUUCAAGAACACAUAUGGGGAUUCAUAAAUUUGAGGAGCCACAAACAGAACCGUUAGAUUUGUCAAUGACAAGAAUGAUUGAGAGACGGAUUGGACCAUCAUAUCUAUCAGCGCCAGAGAUAAGUGGGGGACAAGUAGAACUCAGCGAAAUUGAUCAGAAUGACGCAAGAUCGUUGAACCUACCAGUUGAAGAAGUGAGUAAGGAACAAACAGGUAUAGCAAUUGAUCCGAAGACAUUAUCCCUUCAAAAGGAAACCUCAAGGUUAAAAAAAACAUACGACUAA
Messenger RNA from Loa loa (African eye worm), 298 nucleotides. RefSeq lists its product as hypothetical. The record is from RefSeq and is a predicted model, not a curated record. The transcript has a single exon. NCBI's taxonomy places the organism in Eukaryota, Metazoa, Nematoda, Chromadorea, Rhabditida, Onchocercidae. The coding region runs from base 29 to 298 and encodes 89 amino acids.